Messenger RNA from Ochlerotatus camptorhynchus, 3072 nucleotides. RefSeq names its product protein FAM133A-like. The transcript is spliced from 6 exons. Gene Ontology annotation, molecular function: heparin binding; growth factor activity. The record is from RefSeq and is a predicted model, not a curated record. NCBI's taxonomy places the organism in Eukaryota, Metazoa, Arthropoda, Insecta, Diptera, Culicidae. Gene Ontology annotation, cellular component: extracellular region. Bases 327 to 1052 code for a protein of 241 amino acids. Gene Ontology annotation, biological process: mesoderm morphogenesis.
UAGAUGCUUGAGGUACUCUCAAAGGAUGGAAAUUCAUUGAAGCAAAUUAAAAGGAACGACGCAAAAGUUAUUUCAAAGAACGGCGAGAAGAAGAACCCAUUCCUAAAUUGCUGCCAUAAUUGAAAAUAAUCAAGCCGGGAUUGUAAUCGGGAACGGGGCAAGCAGUAGCGUGAAGAAUAAACUGCACUCAAUUGAGAUAAUUGAAAAUUUCCUGACUCCUGCUGUUGCUGCUGUUGUGUGUCGUCAGUUGACGUCGUCCUUGCUUUGCUGACUGCUGACUGAAGUUGAAUCUGUGAAAUCUCCCGGAGAAGGAAGCACAUAAAAAGAUGAACAUACUGGUAAUAUCGUUCCUGGCGCUAGCGUCGUUGACGACCUUCCCCACGCAGACGCUCGGAACGCCAGCCGCGGCCGCCGCCGACGUGUCCGACCCGAAGAAAUCGCUAGCCGCUGCCGAGGCGGCACAACCCGUCAACGAUAAUGCCCUGAAGGAGAUUUGGCAGGAGGACGACCGCGAGGUGCUGAUCCGGAACGAACGGGGCACCAAGAACGGCGGAGCCGCUGGUAAGAAAGACCGCAAAAAAGACAAACACUCCAACUCCUCACCAUCAUCAUCAUCUUCAUCAUCAUCACCUUCCUCCUCGGCGACCCUCCAGAAACUCAAACAACAAAACUCAAAAUCCAAACCCGACACCAACCGACAGCAGAACUCGCAGUGCCGAUACACCAAGGGACCGUGGACUGAGUGCGAAGCCAAAUCCAAUACCCGCUCCAGAACGCUUUCGCUGAAGAAGGGUGAACAGUCUUGCGUCCAGACCCGCACCAUUCAGAAGAAGUGCAAAAAAGCCUGCCGUUACGACAAGGGAGCCUGGUCCGAGUGUGCCCCCACCGGUCAGAUGUCCCGUACCGAUAGUCUGAAAUCGAGCAGCGACGCUACCUGCCAGUCGACGCGAGUGGUCAACAAAAACUGCAAUCAGGGCAAGUCGAAAGACAAACAGAACAAAUCGCCAAAGGCCGAAAAGAAGGAGAAAGGUCUCCGCAAGAACCGUCAGUAAAUGACGUCAGCGUUUAUUUUGCUUAAGUCAUCAUCACCGUCAUACUAGAUUUUAAAAAAACAACGCAUGAUCAUCGUUCAACUUCCACAAGAACAACAAAAACCUAGCAAACAAACAAACAAAAAAUCCUGCGCUAAUCCAUUAUUGAGCCAACGCAAGCUGUAUUGAAUGAGAGUUUCAUCCGAGAAUUGCCAAAACACUGAUCGUCUUCGCGCGAAUGACACGUAUCUUCCGUACAGUGCUGCAAGAGGCCAAAUUCAGCAGCACACAAAAAAAAUGCAAGAGCAUGAUCAGUUGAAUCUAACUUAUCAUGAUAGCCGAUAAAUAUUGAAGUUUAGCUGAAUCAAAUUUUAACUGUGAAAUCUAAACACGUAUACAUACACAUGAACAGCGAAAACACACAUACAUACAUACAUAAGAACAAGCAAACACUUACACUAGCGGAUUGACAGAUACACGUGACGAGUGAACGUUAAUUACGAGUUCAUACAAGUAAACAACCAACAAAAACAAAACAAAACACAUUCAUAUAUUCGUUUUAAUUGACAUUUGUAAAGUAAGCAAACUUAAAGCAGUUGAUUAAGUUGAACAAGAAGAGUAAAGGACAUGCCGAAAAAACUCGAAAAUAAACUUACGUGUUAAAUAAAAUUUAUUAUAGAUAUUAAAUAAAAAGAGCAAGUAACAAGAAAACCAGAACAAACUUAAACUGAACGGCAGAAGCUAGAACACGUUCACAGAAGAUCUGAGAAACGAAUAAAAUCAAAAAGGAAAACCUGGUAGAAGAUCAACGACAAAAAAAAAAUGCCCGUAAUCAAAAUGAAAAUACUAAAAAGAAGUAAGUUCUCUUCCCGAUUCUAGGAGCCAAACUACAACCAAAACUGUUCGCUAUUCUAUCCGAAAGCAGCGAAGAGAAGUGCAGCAAACUGUAACCAUUUCGUGAAUUGAUUCCAUUACCUAAUUAGAGUAGAUGAGGAAAAAUUAUACAGCAAUUUGCGCUAGAGCCAAGUUAUAGAUAAAUUGUCAAAUUGUUAUCACCAAUAGUAACGUGUAUAUUCUACCAACAGGCACACACACAUACACAAACACGCUAUAGAACAUCCAAUAUUUGAAGUUCCGAUUGGCACCCGUUUCCAGUUUUGCAGCAAACAAAAGUUUCGUUUCAACUCCGCUUCCGUAGCUAUGCCCAGAUCUGCACCUUGUUCAGUAGUUUGACCCCCCUUAUCCCCCGCCCUAACCCAACCUUAACCCAUUCACAGCUCUCUUGUAUGUUUGAUGUUCGACGUUGAUAACUUGUAAAAUCGAAAUUAAAAUGCCAUUGGGAGAAAACCAAAUUUAAGAAAACAUGUGAGUAACGGUAAAGAACAAAAAAAAAGUACAUAUUGAAUUGCAUGUUUUCAAAAAGAUAAAUACGAAAUGGCAUUAACAUUAACGACACAAAGAGUCGAAGGGAAAGAAGAAAAGCCGAAAAGUAACAGAGACAAAACAACUAGAUAAAUAUUUAUAAAAGUAAAAACCAGAAGCGGAAGGGGGAAAAAAGAAGCCGACAAAAGAAAACAUAUACACUUACUCUUAGAACCUAUUACUACUGUAUAAAUUGUCUCAUACUACGCAAUAGGAACAAAAGAAAAAUUGUAAAGCCAGACAAAACAAAAUCUGUAAAAGAAAAAAAAAUGUCACUCGACGUCAGCUCUCUAUGAAAUGUGUAUUUGGUUUCAAGCUGGAUUUUGUUCUUCUGAUUUUGUUUUUCGUUUUCUCCCAAUUCGAAUAAGAUCACAAACAUGUUCUGGUUUCCGUGUUUAAACUUGUACGUUUAAUGUUUUCUAUGAACGUGGAUGUCAGAAUAUCAAAACCAACAGCGUUCUAUUUGCAGCAACACCCACAAAAACACAAUGCGGUACUGUUGUUUCCGUGUAAGGUUAUUUUUCUGUUCGAUUCAGCUCAUUAAAAAUAUAUACAAUAACUGUAGAUUUAAAAUAUCAAAUUUCUUAAUAAAACAUAUUCUUUUGUGAUAUGUUGUAAA